Molecule: messenger RNA, 216 nt
Organism: Penicillium nucicola
Lineage: Eukaryota; Fungi; Ascomycota; Eurotiomycetes; Eurotiales; Aspergillaceae
Exons: 2
Coding region: 1-216 (71 amino acids)
Source: RefSeq, a predicted model, not a curated record
AUGUACACUAUUAAUGCAAUCCAUGAGCAUAAACCCCGUUCCCAAUUAAGUGCAAACAAAAAAGAAACUCUCCCUCGGGGAAUCGAACCCCGGUCUCCCGCGCUUAUCGGUAUUAAUGACAAGCGGAAAUCAUCACCACUAGACCAAGGAAGAUUGAAUGACCGAGUUACUGCUCGACCACUUGGCUGGUUGAUGGAGGAAGGAGCGAAUGUUUGA